Molecule: messenger RNA, 3995 nt
Organism: Haliotis rufescens (red abalone)
Lineage: Eukaryota; Metazoa; Mollusca; Gastropoda; Lepetellida; Haliotidae
Product: beta-glucuronidase-like
Exons: 12
Coding region: 43-1920 (625 amino acids)
Biological process (GO): glucuronoside catabolic process; carbohydrate metabolic process
Molecular function (GO): beta-glucuronidase activity; carbohydrate binding
Source: RefSeq, a predicted model, not a curated record
AAACAGUCGGUCAUGUGAGAGUCACGUGGUCAUUCAGUCAAAAUGUCGGCAGGCGUGUUGGGCGUGUUUGCAGUAACGAUCCUGUGUGUCACAGGCGUUGUGGGGGUAGGGAUGCUCUACCCCCGGGACUCGGAGAGUCGGGAGGUGAAGAACCUGGAUGGAAUGUGGAACUUCCGUGCCGAUAUGUCCCCCACCAGGGACGCUGGGCUGAAGGGGGGCUGGUUCUCUCAGCCUCUAGCGAAAACAGGUCCCGUGAUUCCCAUGCCUGUACCCUCCAGCUACAAUGAUGUCGGCCAGGAUAAGGCUCUUCGAGACUUUGUCGGCUGGGUGUGGUAUGACCGCACAUUCUUUGUACCUCAGGACUGGCAAAACCGUCGAGUCGUUCUUCGCUUUGGCAGUGCCCAUUACUACGCCAUGGUGUGGGUCAACUCGCAGAAGGUUGUGGAGCACAACGGAGGCCAUCUUCCGUUUGAGGCAGAAAUCAACAAAUAUCUCAACUUUGCUGGCAGCAACCUGCUGACCGUUGCCGUGAACAACACUCUCACCCCCCACACACUUCCCCCUGGCACCAUCACAUACGAGACAGACACCACAAAAUAUCCAGCUGGGUACUUUGUUCAGAACCUUCAGAUGGAUUUCUUCAACUAUGCUGGUAUUCAUCGCCACGUCCGCCUGUACACGACCCCGACCGCGUACAUAGAUGAUGUGACAGUCACCACAGACAUCAAUAAUGGAAAAGGUAUUGUCAACUACCAGAUCGUGGCAGGUGGAUCGACGCAGGGCAACACUAUCAAGGUGGAAGUGGAGGACAGGGAUGGGAACGUCGUGGGAACCUCGGCCAGCUUUGCCGGCAGUGUGUCUGUGGCUAAUCCCAACCUCUGGUACCCCUACACCAUGAUGCCGGACUCUCCAGCCUAUCUCUACACACUGAAGAUGACCUUGACCUCUUCAGCUGGAAUGGAUGUGUACAGGCUGCCAGUUGGUAUCCGCACCGUACAAGUGACCGACACUCAGCUCCUGAUCAACAACAAGCCCUUCUACUGCCACGGAGCUGCCAAACAUGAAGACUCAGAUAUUCGAGGGAAAGGCCUGGACUAUGCCCUCAUAGCGAAAGACUUCAACAUGAUCAAGUGGCUGGGGGUCAACUGUUUCCGGACCUCCCACUACCCGUACGCCGAGGAGAUCAUGGAUCAGGCUGAUCAACAGGGUGUCAUGGUCAUUGAUGAGAGCCCGGGGGUCGGCAUUUCCUCGGAUGAGAACUUCAGCAAUGAGUCUCUGUCUCACCACCUGGAGGUGAUGGGCGAGCUGGUGAGGAGGGACAAGAACCGACCCUCUGUCAUGAUCUGGUCUGUGGCCAACGAACCAUCAACUAGCAAGGACAUUGCUGCACCCUACUUCAAGUCUGUGAUUGGUCAUACUAAAGUCCUUGACCCAACCCGACCUGUGACCUUUGUGUGUAGCGAGGACUAUUAUAGUGAUAAGGCUAUUCCCUAUGUGGAUAUCAUCUGCUUCAACCGCUACUAUGGCUGGUACAGCGACACGGGGCACACAGAGGUCAUACAGCUCCAACUGGGAAGCGAUAUGGAUGGCUGGCGGAGCAAGUACAACAAGCCACUCAUCAUCACUGAAUAUGGAGCUGACACAGUUGCUGGACUACACAGGGACCCCUCAUCUGUAUUUACAGAAGAAUACCAAGUGGAUUUUAUGAGUGAAUAUCACAAACUGUUCGACUCCAGGAUUGGAAAAUAUUUAGUUGGUGAAAUGGUGUGGAAUUUUGCCGACUUUAUGACAAAGCAGGGUGUCACCCGAGUCGUGGGCAACAAGAAAGGUGUGCUCACCCGCCAACGCCAGCCGAAAGCUGCUGCAUUCCUGCUGAGAAACCGAUACCACAAGCUGAUGAAUUCCACACGUCACCAUUAAAUGACCUUGACUGCUCCAUGAUGCUAUCAGAUGUUCCAUACCUGACAGAGAUAACUGUCGGAGAGCAACACAAGGGAUGUGGCAACAAGCAGCAUUCAGGGUAAAGACACCUGGGUGAUUUUACCAAAAAUGGAAAUAUUUACAAUUGCUUUCAUCACAGAUUGGGUGAAUUAAUGUAUUUGUUUGGGUAUAUUUAUUGUAACGUAUGUUAAUUAACAUUAAUAAAAAAAAAAUCAGCAGCAAGGUUUGCAUGAUAUUAAUUUAUAAAAAAUAUGAAGGACAAGAAAUCAACAUCAAAUGUCAUUACAACAUAACUAAUCAAUACCACAAUUUUUUAAUUAGUUCAAAUUAAUCUCAGAAUUUUCCUAUUUCUUUCUUUCGACCACUUACAUUGAAUUUUUGGCCAAAGUAUUUGUAUAAAAUUAAUCAAACGUAAUAUGCCUUAGCAUAAGAUCUUGUGUGAAUAACAAGAGCUAAUUAAGCUUAAACCAAACCAUUUUUGUCAAUAGGGGUGUAGGUUGUUUAAAACAAUAAUAUAAUUUCUGUUUCCUUAGGCCAUAUGGGACGUAGGCCAAAUUGGACGUGGGCCAAUAGGGGAUGCACCAGUGCAUCAUAUACUACAGCUUUGUUUAACAGUAUGGGAGCAUUUGUGAUUGGGUAGUUCGCAAUAAGUAGUUGUUUAGUUGUGUAGAAAAUGUAUCGCCAUAUAAGUUAGCCAUAUAGUUGUUAUAUGAUGACUGAAGCUGAAACACCGGUAUAAUGUUUAAAUGUACAUGUUUAGUAUGCUUUAAAACAGGUGGUGCGCACUAGGGUUGUGAUUGAUUGGGAUGUUUUGGAGAUCAUCAUGUCUAGUGAUGUUUUAAAGCAAAUUUACAUCUUUAUUGACAAAGUUUGUUAUCACCUGCUCGUACUCCUCAAGGGAUAUGAUCUAGUUUCCGACUGUUCAAAAUACUUUAAAAAUCUCUUUUUGUCCAAAAUACUGCAUCGCCUGGAAUACGAUGCGAUUUAUGCUUGGGUGCACACUAUACUCAAAACAAUAUGGUAGUUUCAAUAUAUAACAACUCAAGAGUAUCAUGAAAUGUCAAUGUAUUGAUUAAUAACAAAUAAGUUAUUCUGUAUGAGCAUGGAAAAGAAAUUCCUAUCUGUACAUGACUUAUAAGCUUAAUGCUCAAUAUGAACAAGGUUGGUCCAUUAAAUAUUUAUAAUUUAAAUUUCUGCCAUUUUUAUCCAUCUUAACCAGAUAAUCUUUACAAGCGUGAAUGUUGGGCAGUGAAUUAUUAAAUUAGAAUUGAUAUUCAUAAAUUUGUAUCGAUAUAGUAUCAAAAUUAAAAAUUUGUAUAAAAAUCAAUAGGCGAGGACAACCGUAGUGCACACUCCUGUUUCGUUCUCUUGAUUCAUAAGGGUUAUGGCUUAAGGAGCCCUUGAACUAAUCAAUCACCGGGUACAUCUCCAGUGUCAGCAAGGGGGUCACAAAAUACCUUACUCAAUCACUGUGUUACAUCAUGUUCAAAAUAUACCAAGGCCAUCGGACCAGUAGCGUAUUUAUGCCAAGGACGUAUGUCUCACCUGCACUUUAUCUGUCCGAGUCGUUCAUUAACUCACUGACGUAUCUCCCAAUUGUGUCACUGUGCCAGACACUUGCUUACACAUUAUCUGUCCCAGUCUGUCAUCAUCUCAGCCGUAUCACCCCAUUGUCUUACUGUGCCUGACUCACACAGUACAUUAGGCUAAAAAAAUAAUAGUCUUGGUUCUCAGGCACCGCCCGUAUCAUCAUUAAGUUCGACGCACGUUUCAUUUUUAUUUCCAUUUUUAAAAAACAAACAAAAAAAUCCUUAAAUAUUCCAAGUCCAACGGUAGUCAAAUAGUGUAUUCCAAUAUUUUACUCAUCAAGGAAUACAUUUAUGUAGAGAGGCCCUUUCCCAGGUUGAUUGAACACAAUUGAUUACAUACCGUAACUUUUUAUGGGUUACAUACUAGUUUGAAUGACCCAAAAAAAAAAAAGACAACGCCCACUCGCACUAUAUUUUCAAAAACCAUUGCCUGAGAACAAUUCUUUUAUUUUUUUAAGCCUUACA